Molecule: messenger RNA, 6593 nt
Organism: Leptopilina boulardi
Lineage: Eukaryota; Metazoa; Arthropoda; Insecta; Hymenoptera; Figitidae
Gene: Pcf11
Exons: 13
Coding region: 214-5949 (1911 amino acids)
Biological process (GO): termination of RNA polymerase II transcription
Cellular component (GO): mRNA cleavage factor complex; cytoplasm
Molecular function (GO): RNA polymerase II complex binding; mRNA binding
Source: RefSeq, a predicted model, not a curated record
CCUCUAAUGAAGAAUCACCUUAAUAUGUUAUAUAUAUAUAACGAAUGGCCACCAUUUUACGUUGGUGUUCUCAUCGGCGCAGACAGUACGUGAAUAAACUAAAGAAGUUCAUUUAAUAUUGUGCAAGAUUUUUGGUAUUCCUCUGCUGCAAAAUGUGUUGAUAAGUGAUAUUUAGCCUGUCGAUUUCGUGCAAAAAUUAACAACAUUUUGAAGAUGGAGGCAGCAGCGAAAUCGAAAGAGGUGGCAGACGAAUACAUAUCGUCGUUGGCCGAUCUUUCUGUUAAUAGUAAACCUCUAAUCACCAUGCUCACAAUGCUGGCUGAAGAAAGCAUAGAACAUGCUCCGGCAAUAGUCGGAGCUGUUGAAGCCCAUUUGCAAAAGGUGAGAAGUGACUGCAAGCUACCAGUUCUGUAUCUCAUCGAUUCAAUAGUCAAAAAUGUCAAAGGAAAUUAUCUAGGCCUAUUCUCUCAAAAUAUUGUCAAUACAUUCUCCAACGUUUUUGAAGAGGUUGAUGAAGCAACAAGGGCGAGUAUGUUUAAAUUACGUCAGACGUGGUACAAUGUUUUUCCAGCAAAGAAAUUGUAUUUAUUAGAUGUUAGAGUACAUGGCGUUGAUCCAGCUUGGCCAAUUCGUCCGUUGCCUUCGAAUAUAUCAGCUUCGGGUUCGAUCCACGUCAACCCUAAAUUUUUCUCAGUGUCGAGACAAAAUUCGGGUGCUCCUAGUGCUCCUGUUUCUUCAUCCAAUUUAUCGUUAACCAAUAAUUCAUUAUCAAGUGAGGCUGCAAUGAGAGAGCAACUUCUAAAAAAAGAGCGUGAACUCUUGGAAUUACAAAAGAAAAAAAUUGAACUAGAAUUACUUCAAGCAAAAGCUAGUUUAGAACAACAGCAAAGGCAAUUAUACAAACAAGUCGUCAACAUGAAGACUGAUCAGACUGUGAUGCCAACACUUGCAGCUUCAUCAGCAGAAAGCAAUUUAGAAAAAUCCAAUUCACCUAGUCAAGCACCAAAUAAAUCUUCUAAACAGUUUCCAACGGCAACAGCGACUCUUUUGAAAAAAGCUUCUGCAGCAAGCAAUGGUCCGCGGAUAGCACCAGCCAGUAGUAUCGCAGUGGCAUCUGCGAAGCCUGUAUCACGUGAUCCGAGAUUAAAGGUUGCGACAGUGGAACCAGAACAGCAAGAUAUUGCCCACGCGGAUCCUCGUCUUCGGCCAGGGAAUAGUAAUGAGGAGGAAAUUUGCGAGGAGGAUAAAACACAAACAACGACACCUAUAACCAGCACUGUACUUUCAGAGCAACUUGAGCAGCAGUUAAUUUUAAAACAGGCUGUGACUAGCACUGACAAGAAACCUCCGUCGCUUGAUGACGGCUCCAGUAUGUCAAAUUUAAUCGUUAGUAGUAACAAUAAUGCUAAUGCAAACCUCAACAAUAACAAUAAAAAUUCCAGUGGUAAUGCAAAUAAAGAUGCUGUCUCGCAUCGAAAAAGUCAAAAAAAAGAACCCCGCUCGUCUAGUAAUAGUAGCAGUAACAAUAACUCAACUGUAAACAGUUUGAAAGUAAUGCAAAGUCAAUCGAUUAAUAACAGUAGUUCUUGUUCGGUUUUGUCAGCGAGUAUUCGAGGAGGCGGAGGAAGCGAGUCCAAGUCAAAGGACUCUAAAAGUCCUAGUAAACGAAGCUCUUUAACGUCCGACAGUGCCUCAUCCUUCGCCUCUUCCAAAUCCUCGCACAGAAAAGUUGGAUCGAAAUCUCGAUCCAAGCAGCCUCAUUCUUCGCCGAGCAAGGUUCAAAAAAUUGAUAGAGAUCAAAGUCCAGUUAGGUCAAAGUCGCGCGAAAAAGAAAAUGAGGAUAGUUCCUCGUCCUCGCGUGCCUCUCCCCAAUCCUCAUCCCAAUCAUCCAAGAGUCGUAAGAAGACAUCGUCCAAAUCCAGAAAGCGUAGUCCAAGUCCUUAUCGAAUUCCGAGACGUAAUGAACUUAAAUCCACUACAAGUUUGAGUAAUUCCGGAGGCGGCCUCACCGAGGAGGAACAGUCAGGUUCGUUAAUAGUGUCACCUCCACAUCCGCCUGCAUUUAAAGAAAUCAGACCCGCAGCUAGGCAAAGAAACUACAUUAGACGCAACAAGGACGGCAGUCUCAGCCCGGAACCAUCGGCCACUAGUCCAGCAAGCAAUCAACUUCUCUCUGAAUCUCUCCUGGAGUCAUCGACUAAAGAUGAAGAUCUUAGAGCUUCUCUUCUAAUACCAGUUGCCACAACUACUUCCAGCCUGGCUGAAAAGAAAGAAGAUUUAGAUCUCCGAUUAUUACCUCCCGUUAAUGCGAAUAAAAGACAAAGUUCCGAGCACGAGGAGCCAACUGUUACUAAAAAAAGCAAACUGGAAAAAUUCGAUGCAUUGUUUGGGAAUGAAGAUGUUGAUUUACGAAUGCUGACUAAUCCGAAUGCGGGACGACCUCCGACACCACCGCCACCAGUUAUUUCUGGUGAAGAAGGUAAAGACAGUUGGGCCAAGUUGAAAACACCUUCGAAAAGCAAUGACCGGGACAAGUCUGAGAAAAGUACCUCUGAAGAAAAACGUGAUCGUGAUCGAGUUAGGGAUCCUCUCGGGAGACCGAGACUAUACAACAAAGUUGCUGAAGAUCCUAAAGAGCGGCGUAGAAUUCUCAACAAUGAGGAUCAAGAUCCAAGGUUUACACGUCGUGGUCGGGACACGGACAAACACGAAAGAAAUUCUGACAGAAAUAUCGAAAUCAUUCUGAAACAAGCGGCAGAACAAUUGAGCCAAGGCGCGAUCUCAAAGGCUGACUACAAUAAAUUGAUACAGGAAGUACUUCAUAUGACUGAACUUGAAAAAUUGAAAGUGGCCCAGCGUCAGGACAAGGAAGCGGGAUCCAUGGUCUGGGAAAAGGGAUCCACUAUGGACAUGAAGAGUAGAAUGGGUAAUUUUUCUAUGAAAGACGGCGAUCAUCACAGAAAGGAAUACCAGAUGGGAAGAAACGAUGGUCCAAGGUGGCAACAACCUUGGCAACGUCCAGCCUGGGGCCAUCCACCAGGUCCGCCCUUUGGAGGACCACAAAAUCACUUCAAUCCUGAUUUUAGAAUUAAGGGACCUUGGCAAAAUGCAAGGCACUUUGGACCGAUGAGACCAGAUUUCAAUCAAUUCCAUGGUAACUUCAAUCCCAAUAUGGGUCCUCGAAUGGGACCAGGAAUGAUGGGUCACAUGGGCCCGAAUGGACCAAUUAUGUCCAAUAUGAUGGGACCCAAUGGACCACUUGGACCGAUGGGCAUGGGCAAUACCUCUUUGCCAAUGUCUGGCAUGGGUUCGAUGAUGAUGAAUGGACCUUUGGGGAAAAUGAUGCAUCCCAACGUGCCCUCAAUGGGACCACCAGUUCAAAAUUCCUCGCCUACCUCAACGCCAAAAUACGAACAAGAAGAGAACGAGGCAGAAUCUAAUGGGCCCGUAAAUAAAAAUUCUGCUUUCAACUGCGAACUGCCAACGCCGGAUCAGAAACUGCUCGAUGAGAUUUCUCACGAUGUUAUGAGGUCCAUUAAAAUUGACAAUAUUGAAAGAGAAAUUAGGUAUUACGGUCAGACUGCUGUUGUUUUUUUGAGUUGGGACGAUCCAAGGGAGAUUGGAUUCCAGGAUGGAGUGAGAAGAGUUCUAAUCGACGGCAAAGAAACGAUCAUGUGCGCUUUCAACGAACCUUACCAAGAAUUCCGCUAUAAGGAAAAGGUGCACAGGAUCAAACUUGGAGGACCAACGAGGGAGUUGUACGUUGACGAUAGAUGGUACGAGUGUUACUUUGGUGGCCCUCCAAUCUCAAUAAAUCUUGAUGGUAAAAUGGUGAGUGUUAAGCUGGAAGGACCGUCGCCUCAGGUGAAAAUCGGUUCGGUUAAACGAACUGACUUAGUGGUAGGAAAAAUAAAUCUCAUCAUCAAUGCAAAGGAUAUGGUGCCCGUGUUUUUGGAUGCGAAACCACAGAAUAUUAAAAUCGAGAGCAAAUCACACACUUUGGAAUUUAUUGACUCUUUGAAAACUGUUUUGCUCAACGGUCAACCGUUCAAAGUUGAAUUCGGAGACUUACCGAAGCCAAUAAUCGUCGGGGGUAAGAAACAUUUCAUUAGAUUUUCGGUACUGCCGCGAGGCGUCCGCGCUGGUCACGUCAAGAUUGAUGGUAUGAGGGGAGAAGGUCCUAUCGAAUCGCCUCCUUCUUCGCCAAAAGUCAGUCCAAAUACGAGCAUCGAAAGUACAACGCCCGCUUCAACAACACAGCCUUCUACCACUGAGCAUGAUUCUACAUCUCAAGACGGAUCCGAUUUCCCAUCAACGAAUCCCAAUCCGAAUUUGCAACUGGAUAUGUUGUCCUCGGUCUUACCAUCAGCAAUGGCACCUUCAUCUGGACUUUCGUAUCAAGCCGAACCGGCGGAAAAUCCUCCAACACAGGCACCUGUUUUGAAUUUGAAUAUGGAUGAAUUGUUCCAGAGGCUAGUGGAGACUGGAAUUGUUGCUAAUCUUUCAGAACCAAAGAAACAGGAGGAACCGGAAAAGGAAAAACCGGAAAUUAUACCAGUUUCGUUCGAUGAUGAUAAGACGUUAAAGGUAAAGCAACCUGCGGUUAUUGGAUUAUUGUACAAUGGGAUGCAGUGUAGCUCUUGCGGUUUGAGGUACGCAACACCGGAACUCACAUCCAGGUACAGUCUUCAUUUAGACUGGCAUUUUCGACAAAAUCGGAAAGGAAAAGAUUCACAAAGAAAGGCACAUUCCCGAACGUUUUAUUACGAUCUUUGCGAUUGGACACAAUACGAAGAAGUCGAAGAUUUGGAAGAUAGAGCACAAAGUUGGUUUGAAACGGAGAAACAGACAACGGAAGUGGAAAAUGCUGUUACCGAAGAUGUACCGGAAGAAGCUGAUCAACCAAGUGUUCCUACUGGUUCAGCAACAGAACUUCGGUGCCACGUUUGUCACGAUGAAUUUAAGCAAUUUUAUAAUGAAGAAAUGGAGGAAUGGCACAUUAAACCUGCAGUCGUCUUUGAAGGCAAUAACUUCCAUCCCUUUUGCCUUGAGGACCAUAAAGAAAAGCUCCUUGUGCGGGCUUUAGAAAAAUCGGCAGAGGCACUUGAAGCCCUAGUUGCAAUGGAAGAAAAUAAGGAAUUAAGUUCCGAAACAGAAGAAAAUAUUGUUGAAGGGGAAGAAGUAAGAACUGAGGAAGAUGUAGUUGUGGAACCAGAAGUGACGGAAGAAAAUAAAGAGGACUUAGAAAUAGAAGAAAUCAAGACUGAUCAAUUAGAAAAUGUGAAAUCUACAGUGGAAGUCGAAGACACAGGUGUAGAAUCUGAUCCGGAAAUUGAAGUUACGGAACCACCUCCAGCUCCUGUUAUCGAGCAAAUCGAUCUUGAAGCAGAUGAAAACGAAGGCGAAAAAAAUCUCGAUAACGAAGAACCUGUAAUCGAAAAAGAGAAACUGGUGGAGGACGACAUACAAGUUGAACGAGAGUCUUUCGAGAAUAUCAAAAUUAAGGAGGAGCCUUUAGAUGAACCUGAAAUUACUAAUGAUACAGAAUUUAAUUUUGCUAAUGUGGAAAUAAAAGAGGAGCCAAUUGAAGUUGAACCAGAAGCUGUGCCUGAAAUAAUCGAACCAACUGAAGUGGAUACGACACAUGCUGCAGUGAAGUCCUCCAUCGAUGGUAAUGUCGAGCUUGAUUCAGCGCCUUCAACAAUUCCAACUGCCCCGUCAAAAAUCAAAAUAAAUAUCACAAAACCUUUAGCAACCAAUAAAGAACCAGAAGAACAAAAAGAGCAAAAAGAGCAAAAAGAUAGUUCUGUUCCUGAAAUUUCAGAAGUGGAGAAUACCAGUCCUUUAAUACCAGCCUCCAUAAAGCCUUAUAUCAAAUCCAGACAACUUCAAGUUUUUCCGCCGGUGGAAAAAGGUGAAGAGAUGUCUGGACUGUGCACUAUCAUGUAAAAAAAUAGAGAACAAAAUGAUCAUUUGCAUAAACGUAAGUAUUCGUGAAUUGAUUAAUUACGGAUCAGAUUUUUCAACCAGUGCUGUCAUGACAUGAUGUAAGUGAGCGAACAUUAGCAUUUCUAAAAUUGAUUCUUUUUUUUCAUUAUUUUAUUUAUAAAUUAUUGCAAAUACUUAAAAAGUUCGCAAGCCAAACAUGAAAUUCUAAUUCAAAUACUGUGAUUUUAUUAAAAUAUAAAAUCGUGAUUCUCUGACUUUUUUUUAAUGCAAUGUUUCGUUCUCAUUAUAUCGUGUCAUUUAUACGAGGAUUUUGUUAAGUUACUGAAAAUGGACGUAGAUCAAAUGAAUUUUAACGAAAGAAAGAAUGUGUGUUUCUGUGUGAAAGGAGAGGUAUGAUACUGUAUAUAAAUAAUUUAAUUCAGGACCCAGGGGAGAUGAAUUUCCGAUUCUUACAAUUGCUAUCAUCUCUGAGUCUUGAAUUCGCUGUAUAGUUUUUUUUGUAAUAAGUGAUUUUAAGAUAGUGCGCGAAGAUAUUAGUUGCAUUUUUUCGAUAAUGCGUAUCGAGAAAGAAGCAAAUGCAUAAUAGAGAAGAUUUCAUACGAUUUGUACUUUACGAUGGAAAGUAAAUUGUGCGAUAACUUUUA